Haliotis rubra (blacklip abalone) is the source of this 3336-nucleotide messenger RNA. RefSeq lists its product as uncharacterized. The coding region runs from base 325 to 1806 and encodes 493 amino acids. Lineage: Eukaryota; Metazoa; Mollusca; Gastropoda; Lepetellida; Haliotidae. The record is from RefSeq and is a predicted model, not a curated record. The transcript has 3 exons.
UCUUAGCGCUAAGGUGACCGUAACUCCCACACCUUAGCAUAGACUAACGACAGUCUCAGCGCUAAGGUGACCGUAACUUCCAUACAUUAACAUAGACUAACGACAGCAUCCAACACCAAUAUCAAGCCAUUUCCGUUACCUCUGUACAGUACAUAUAUGUCAGCGUGACCUUCUAAUUGAUUGUUGUCAAUUCAUUGGACCAUGCAUACAGGUAAUUGGAAACAGAAAGUAGCAUAUAUGACGUCUCUACACAUCUCCCUGGAUGUGUCUGUGUGGGAAAGGAAAUGUACCCCAUAACCACAGAAAUUUCAGAAUUUGGUGAAAAUGGGGAACUGGUGUUCAUGUAUUAGAAGGUCAUCGGCGACUGGCUCGGUGACCGGCCCGGCACCAAGGAAACAAAGGAGACAACCCGUCUCAGAUCAACCAUGUGAACGCAUCAACACAAAUCAGGUGGAGCGAUGUUUUGUGGAUAUCCAUGUUCUGAAAAGAGCAGAGGAUAUUUUGGAGAGACACAGCCAUGUCGCCAUCAUUGGAGCGGCUGGAGAUGGCCAAACCAGCAUUGCUGCAAUGAUUUAUGGCAAAAGGUCCAAGUAUAAACCACUGUUUGUUCAACAUAUCGAAGAUUUUGACGUUGAAAUAAUCGCCUACAGACGUUGUCACAUGCUGGUUAUAUUUGAUGACAUAUUUAACGGUCUUCGUUUCUCAACAAAACUUGAGAAAAUAUUCAGAGUGUUGGCCGACAGCCUGAUUCACGAUGCUCCGUCGAAACAAAAAAUAACUCGAAAUAGCAACUCAAAGUGGGAGAAACCCAGGUCAUCCUUCAAACUUAGGUUUAUUUUCACAUCUCGAAAAUACAACUGGAACAGAGGAUGCUCCAGAUUUCAUCGGUUUAAAUUCAGUUUGUUCAGGCCUGAAACAGUCGUGGAUAUGACCAAAGAAUAUUGGACACCUGAAGAAAAGAAACGUCUCUUGCGUUGGUGGAUGGCAAAAUAUCAGAAAGUUGAACUCUCUGACAAGGAUAUACAAAAUAUUAUCCAUUCAAAGAAUAUCGGAUUUGGGUUUCCUCUUAUCUGUAGUCUGUUCUUCCCCACCCCUGUGUUUCAGAUGCACCCUGAAGACUUCUUCCAGAACCCUUUGACCUACCUGAGAUGUGACCUUGACCCCAUCAUUCGGGAAGGUAGCAACAGAUCAGCAGCCAUCAUACUCCUCAUCCUGUGUGGAGGGAGUCUCAACCUUGUCACAUUUCUGUCGGAAGCUGACUUCGCGAAACUCUUCAAAGUUGUCCAAGGUGUUGUUGAAUCCUGUACUCGGACAGGCAUUGGUGACGAGAUAAGGAAUUUCACUGGCACUUUCUGUAUAGUUGAGGACCACAUCGCUUCCUUCUCUCACCCGUCGGUAUAUGAUGCUGCAGCAUGUGCGCUAAGUCACCUGAAUCAUGUGCUGUUGCUGCAGUACUGCUCUCUGAAGUUCUUGAAUGAGCGUGUGAGACUGAAGAAGACGCUUCAGACACCAACUACUGAUGAUGUCACUAACAUGAUUUACAUCAGCCCUGCUCUACACCAAAUUGUCGUGGGACUUGCUGAAGGUAUCCGACAGAAAUGUUUCAAGUGGACAGUCACACAUCCUGCACUCAGUAACGACACCAUUGCCUCGUCCCUUGUGGCCCAAUUGGGUGAUGAGUUGACAAGGAUAGUGCAACAGACAGACAAAACCUUUGGGAAGUGUUUUCUGUAUUGGACGUCACUGACACAUUAUAAUGCACUGUUUAAGGGUGCAUUGAGCACUUUCAAUCAAAAAACAGAUUAAGGAAACCGAAUCUAAUAUUUAUGAAAGUGCAGCGGUAUGUGCGGAGAACCAUAAAUUUAAACAUGUUGUCGAUAUUGUAACCCAAUUGAAACUAGAGGACAGGUUCAAUGCAGAUUACAAAUUAAAUAAUGGCAAAACUUUGCUUCUGGUUGCUGCAGAGGUAGGUGGUGAGGACGUGUUCACUUUCUUUAUGAAUGAAAACGCUGAUUUAACAUCGGCAGACCCAGAUGGACUUACCAGUAUUCAUUAUGCCUGUAUGAGUGGGAACAAAAUCAUAGCAAAGACUGUCUGUGAAAAAGCUCCCGAUAUGAUCAAUGACCGUGACAGUCAGGGAGUGACAUCAGCGUUGAUAGCCUCUGAAAUGGGUCAUGAUAAAAUCCUACAGCUUCUUGUAUCCAAGGGAGCAGACGCCACUCUGUGUGACAACCAAAAUCGGAACUGUCUGCAUGUUGCAAGCUGUGCAGGACGUCUCUCCACAGUCAAAUAUCUCCUUGGGCUGGAGCGGUUCAACAUAAACUGCCGUGGUGGGAGAUUCAAACAAACACCUGUCAUGAUGGCGGUCCUGAAUGGACAUGACGAGGUGUAUAAUCGCCUUGUGUGUGAAGAAGCUGAUCUGUCACUUUGUGAUACAAACAACAGGGACUGCUUGAUGUUGGCGAGCGAAGGUGGACACACAUCUAUAGUUGCAAACCUGCUGUCAAUGAACACGUUUGAUAUCAACAGGAAGAGGAAGUGGGACGAGCAAACUGCAGUUAUGCUCGCAGCUAAAGGUGGUCAUUUUGACGUGUACAAUCUUCUUGUGACAAAGGAAGCUGAUCUGUCCAAGUCAGAUCUGUUCAAUAGCGACUGUCUAGUUUGGGCAUGUAUCGGAGGGAACGUCAAGAUUGUACGUCACUUGUUGUCUAUGGAACUUUUUGACAUCAAUGAAAGAUAUCGCUUGAAAUUAACUCCAAUCAUGCAUGCAGUGUACUCUGGACACUAUGAGGUUUUAAUCUCCUGGUGGAAAAUGGAGCUGAUCUGUCUCUUAAAGAUGCUGAAGACCAAGACUGCCUUAUAUGGGCAUGCAAGGGAGGUAACGCAUCAAUAGUGAAAGACCUUCUGCAUUUGAAAAGAUUUGACAUAAACAGGAUGGAUAGUCUGUUGCAGCAGACCCUAUUAAUGGAGGCACAAACUGGAGGCCAUGAUGAAGUGUUCGAUAUUCUUGUAUCAAAAGGGGCUGAAUUGCCACCGUCCGAUACGUGAAACAGUCAAGGUCUAUUGUUUGAAUUACGAAGGGAUGCGUUGAACAGAACAGAAGGGAACCGGAAUGUCUUCUGCAGGUGAUGUCCUCAGAGUAUUGAUCCGGGCACCACUGCCUCCGUUUGGCUGCUUCAGGUUGAUGAACAGACAACUUUGUACCAGGACAGUAUUUCAGUUAUGCUGUGUUUCAGUUUGAAGGUGAAGGAAACCUUACAUGAUCUUACAAGGUCCACGUGUAGGUUCAGGAUUUCAAUAACGGACAUUGAAACCCGUGUUGAUAACUUACAUUAA